GGACUUUCAAGCGCUUGGAAGAGGUGCCGCCGGGAAGUUAACGUUGCAACAUGCCUCACGGAAUUUAUCGUCUUUUCAUAUUGAUUUAUCUGCUAACCGUCGCGUGCGAAGUCACCCGUCAGCAGCCACUUGAGCAACCGGACGUAACGCAGCCCGACACGGAUAAGGAACCAAUACCGUCGAUCUAUAACACACCACCACAACCGCCGGUGAAGAUCUUACGCGAAACCAGCCCCAUCACGGAAAGGGAAAGCAUGAAGGUGUCCGACGAAUUGCAGCAGUCAGCGUCGUACACCUACAGCUACUACCGGCCGGUGUAUUAUCCUGGCGUAUACUAUUCGUACUAUCCAAGGUAUCGGUGGUAUAGUCCCUACUAUUACUCCAACUGGUGGUAUUACUGAUGAGAUGGAUGCUUGAAGGUCAUUUACAAAUGAAGCAAUGAUAUUCAUAACAGAGCAUAGAAUAUGAACGGAAACGGACCACAACGCACAUUCAAAUUGCGUCAUUAGGAACAAGAUUGCACAUUAGGACAACACAAAAAACAAGAUGGGAAAGAAUCGUAACAGAACAAAUCAAGUGCUGUGUCAAUUUAAGUCAAUAAUAGGCGAUAGAGUAGAAGAACCUAGAAACAACCCUGAAAAACAAUUGGUUUAUUUUUUGCGCGUGUAAUUAAACAAUCAAACCCCAAACGUUCUGGAAUUAGUCUCGUAAAUACGAAAUUAGUUUGAGAAGGUUUGAAAGUAGUUUGAGCCGAUGGAGGCUUUUGAUUGUAAACGAAAACCAAAAAAAAAACAAAAAGACAUCCAUGCGCAUUGUCAACUAGUUGACGAACGUUUGAAAAUAGGAAACAAACACGUGCCGAAGGGCAAUGGAGCGUAGCGUAGAUUUUUUUAGGUGUGUUACUAAUAAAGAGGCACUGAUGCAA
Molecule: messenger RNA, 925 nt
Organism: Anopheles moucheti
Lineage: Eukaryota; Metazoa; Arthropoda; Insecta; Diptera; Culicidae
Exons: 2
Coding region: 51-401 (116 amino acids)
Source: RefSeq, a predicted model, not a curated record